This is a messenger RNA of Scleropages formosus (Asian bonytongue), 3941 nucleotides long. Its product is annotated as BTB/POZ domain-containing protein 3-like. Gene Ontology annotation, biological process: dendrite morphogenesis; neurogenesis; cerebral cortex development. The record is from RefSeq and is a predicted model, not a curated record. Gene Ontology annotation, cellular component: cytosol. Bases 469 to 2016 code for a protein of 515 amino acids. The transcript is spliced from 4 exons. NCBI's taxonomy places the organism in Eukaryota, Metazoa, Chordata, Actinopteri, Osteoglossiformes, Osteoglossidae. Gene Ontology annotation, molecular function: protein binding.
CGGCAGUCGGCGAAACAAGCCUGCGCUGACCGCCGAAGUGGCCGUUCCCGUCUGAAUCCCUGAGAGCCGCAUCCCUGCAAAAAGUAGGGCUGCCAGCGUCGCCACUAAAUCUGCGUGCGUGCAGCUGGAGGGGGAUAAGGAGAGAAUCUGAGAGGGAGAGAGUGCAAGCGUGGCAACUGAUUCACUUGGAAACUUGCGAAGAUGGAGAGCGAAUUACACUGCCGUUCGCUGGACCAAACUUAAGAAAACAAGGCACUAAAUUGCAUUGUGGGCAUUGCUGACAGUUCAUCUGCGAGGAAGAGGAAGGCGGUUGUCACUUUUCUCCGAAACGGUUAAAUCACAGGAGGAGUUUUGACAGCUGUAACACCACCUUCCCUUGCUGCUCUCCUGCGGACUCUUGUUGCUCUUUUUUUUCCUUGAAUGCCAUCACUUCUUGACCCCCCACUGCUAGGCAGGUAAAACACACUCAUGGUUGACGCCAAGGGAAGGAACAUGAAAUGUCUGACUUUCUUCUUGAUGCUUCCAGAGUCUGUGAAGAUCAGGUCAAAUAAAGGUGCCAAAAAAGGGAGUCCGGGCAACUCCAGCUUGCCUCCAGUCUGCUAUGAGGUCAUCACCCUGAAGGCUAAGAAAAAGAAAAUGGCCGCGGAAAUUUUUCCCAGCAAGAAGUCGGCGACAACCACCACAGUCCAGCAGUACCAGCAGCAAAACCUGAACAACAACAACACCAUCCAGAGCUGUAACUGGCAGGGACUCUACCCCACCAUCCGAGAAAGGAACUCUGUGAUGUUUAACAAUGAGCUGAUGGCAGAUGUGCACUUUAUUGUGGGCCCACCUGGAGGCACGCAGCGACUGCCGGGACACAGGUACGUUCUGGCUGUGGGAAGCUCGGUGUUCCAUGCCAUGUUUUAUGGAGAACUUGCUGAAGACCAGGAUGAGAUCAGAAUCCCAGAUGUUGAGCCACCUUCCUUCUUGGCUAUGCUGAAAUAUAUUUACUGUGAUGAGAUAGACCUGUGUGCAGACACUGUGCUGGCCACCUUGUAUGCUGCCAAGAAGUACAUUGUGCCCCACCUGGCGCGGGCAUGCGUCAACUUUCUGGAGACGAGCCUGAGCGCCAAGAACGCCUGUGUGCUCCUGUCACAGAGCUGCCUCUUUGAGGAGCCCGAUCUGACACAGCGCUGCUGGGAGGUCAUUGACGCUCAGGCUGAGCUGGCGCUCAAAUCCGAGGGCUUUUGCGACAUCGAUGCACAAACGCUGGACAGCAUCCUGCGACGGGAGACACUAAACGCCAAGGAGAUGGUGGUGUUUGAGGCUGCGCUGGCGUGGGCUGAGGCCGAGUGCCGUCGCAGGGAAAUGGCACCCACUGUCGAGAACAAGCGCAAAGCCCUGGGCGAGGCCCUCUACCUGAUACGUGUUCCUGCGAUGGCUCUGGAUGACUUUGCCAACGGUGCUGCACAGUCUGGUGUGUUGACGCUUGGUGAGACCAAUGACAUCUUUCUCUGGUACACAGCGGCCCGGAAACCCGGCCUUCUUUUCGUCUGCCAGCCCAGGAAGGGUCUGACACCGCAGCGCUGCCAUCGCUUCCAGUCCUGCGCCUACCGCAGCAACCAGUGGCGCUACCGUGGCCGCUGCGACAGCAUCCAGUUCGCCGUCGACAAGCGUGUCUUCAUUGCUGGCUUCGGCCUUUACGGCUCCAGCUGUGGCUCGGCCGAGUACAGUGCCAGGAUUGAGCUGAAACGACAGGGGGCGCUGCUGGGACAGAACCUCACCAAGUACUUCUCGGACGGGUCCAGCAGCACCUUCCCUGUGUGGUUCGAGCACCCGGUGCAAAUUGAGCCAGACACAUUCUACACGGCCAGCGUGGUGCUGGAUGGGAACGAGCUGAGCUACUUCGGCCAAGAGGGCAUGACGGAAGUCCAGUGCGGCAAAGUGACUUUCCAGUUCCAGUGCUCCUCGGACAGCACCAACGGGACCGGCGUCCAGGGGGGACAGAUCCCAGAGCUCAUCUUUUACGCCUGAUGUCUCCCAGUGGAAGAGAUCUGUUCUAUUUUUGUAUAUUUGUUGAACCGCUCAUAUUUAGAAUUUUCUGUAGGCAUUAUUUCAUGCUGGGACAUGAAUUUAAAGCAUUAAUGAAGUAUUCAUGAAGUUGAGAACAUCAGCCAUUUGUUUAUAGAUUAAGCAUUUAACGCACUGAUUAUUCGACUUAAUUCUAACGACUGUACCCUAACAUAGUUGUUUUUGAGUUUGUGUUACAUUCUGCAACUAGUAACAACUUCAGACACUUCACAUAUUUUCAACAUGGUUGCACAAAAAAAGAAGUCUUAGAUUAUCAAUAACUAAAUAGCCGUAUUUUUGAAUGGCCCUGGGAUUCGAAGCACUGAAGGUUGUGCUCACCUAGUUUUCGACCAGUGUAAGAAAUAAAAACCACUUUAUGUACAUAUAUAUGAAUAUAUUAGUUCGUGCCCUAGAUAUGCUUGAUUGACUAUCAUUAUAAUCUGGGUGAUUUCCAGAAAUGCUUACAAAAUGAAGCACAUGAGUUUGCAAUGUAGCUAAACGUUAAGAAUUUCGUCAUUAUUUCUCUGUAACCUGUAUUUCUUUAUAAUUGCAGUAAAUUCUGUUUACGAACAUGAUAUGGGCUGCAAAUUUCUUAUGAAUAAUUUACAAAGUCAAAAUGUACUGUAUGUCUUUUGUGAACAUGUAAACUAUAGUAGUGUGGUGAUAGUACUUAAAUCCGGGAGUAACACAGUUUCUGUGGAGAGCAUGGGUAAAUGUGCAGUUUCUCACCUUGUUCAGCUUCAUUAUUUGUACUUUUCAAUCCAUGGUGCUUGUGUGUCUUUUCUUAUCACCACUGUUGGUGCUUUUCUGACAUGUUGUAUGUCACACAAUGGCAUACAAUGACACAGUAACAUAGUAACACAGACGGCAAAGUGCAAGUACACUGGUGGCUGACAAGGUUGGGGCUUGCUCGCAAACACAUCGCCUGCAGCCUGGUUUGUUUCUUUUUCCGAAACACUUUAUAUAAGAACAGUUUUCAAAUUUUACACUAGAGGAUAUGCUAACAAAUUAACUAGGUGCUUAUUUGAAUUCUGGCAUACCAUUUUUAAUGAACAGGCCUUUAUUUCAACAUGAAACAGGAUGAAAAUAAUUUUUGUAUUUGAUAUAAUUGAUAGUUUGAAUUAUAAUUUGUUUUGUACUCCGUUGCACCUCUCUAAUUCAGCUGUGGCCUCAACAGAUUAGGUCUGUUCUGUGCCCUUCGGUUCAGUCAUUCUCUUCACGUUCCAUGUGCCGGUUUUCUCUGGAAAAAUAGCGGGUUGCUCUACAACAGUGACCCCUUGUUCAAAUACAAAGCAUUGAGAAGGAAAAAAGUGUUCAUAGCAAGGCCUGCACAGAGGGAGAAAUUAAACCGAACUGGCCUUCAGUGCCAAAUGGAUAACGUUACCUAACAAUAAUUUUGAAAGAAAUACUUUGUUUUCCCAAAAUGGAUUCCAAAGUAAUCUUUUUGAAAAUAAUAUGGUUUUAAAAAAAAUUCUAUUUACCCUCAAAACAUUUUCCUGGGUAAACCCCUUCCAUGUACUGCUUUUGUUAAAUAAAUAUGAAGAAAGUUUUAUGAUGGUAAAAAGUUUCAGGAGAAGAAUAGGCUAGAUACACAGGACCUGUUUACAUAAGUUGCUGUUUUUCUGUAAUGGUUAUUAUUUGCAUCUGACAGUUUGCACUCUGCAAUGUUUUGCCUAAUUUUAACACUGUAUUACUUGGUGUUUUUAACUGUUAAUUGUAUGAAAAUGUAUCCUAUUCAGAUUUUUUUUUGUUAAAGCGAGAAUUAAGAAUGUUUUAUGAAUUCCAAAGGCCCAUCGGAUGACAUUUGUAAAAACUAAAUCAUGGAUAAAGGACACCACUGUGAAGUUUCUCAUAUGUCUUCAUGCUGUUCUUUUGUGCAAAAGUACUGA